CCGAGCUCCGGUAACUGGCCAUGGCCUCCAAACUGCUGCGGGCCGUGGUGCUGGGACCCCCCGGCUCGGGAAAGGGGACGGUGUGCGAGAGGAUCGCCCGUAGUUUUGGGCUCCAGCAUCUUUCCAGCGGUCAAUUCCUGCGGGAGAAUCUCCGCGGGGGCGGCGAAGUUGGCAUCUUGGCAAAGCAGUACCUUGAGCGGGGCCUUCUGGUGCCAGACCACGUCAUCACCCGCAUGAUGAUGACGGAGCUGGAGAAGCGGCGAGAGCAGCACUGGCUGCUGGAUGGUUUCCCUCGGACGCUGGGGCAAGCGGAGGCGCUGGACAGGAUCUGUGAGCUGGACCUGGUGAUCAGCUUGAACAUCCCCUUCGAGACGCUGAAGGAUCGCCUGAGUGCCCGCUGGGUCCACCCUGCCAGUGGGAGGGUCUACAACAUGGACUUCAACCCACCCCACGUCCAGGGUGUUGAUGACCUGACAGGUGAGCCGCUGGUCCAGAGUGAGGACGACAGACCUGAGGCCGUGGCUGCCAGGCUCAGAAAAUACAAAGAUGCUGCAAAGCCAGUGAUAGAGUUGUACAAGAGCAGGGGCAUCCUUCACUCCUUCUCAGGGACAGAGACCAACAAGAUCUGGCCGUAUGUGUACACUCUGCUUUCCAGCAAGAUCCCACCCGUCCUCUCAGACGAGGAGAACUAAACAGCUUGUGCCAAGGAGCAAGAUUUCAUUUGACUACAGAUUUGGGUUCUCUGCACAGUGCUGGGGCUGUGCUCAGAUUGUGUGGCAUCUAAAGUCUCCUCCCAACGUGUGCUGGGUGACAUUGGCAGAUAUAUGAUUAUAGCCAGCAUCAGGGUGAAAAGAUCUUUGCUUAUAAGGCCAAGCUUGCUAGAAUAAGGGGUUUUUCCCCUCUUUUGAGGCUAGAAAACAUUCCUGCCUAUGGGUCAACACUCUGAUCAGUGAUGCAGACCUGGCUGAUGAUCGUACCAGGCUUUCACAGCUUGUCCUGAUGUCCUUGCCACCCCAGUCUCUGGUUGAGCCAACAAUGUGCCAUCCUGCUGCUCCACAAUCCUGUUUCCUGCAGAUUACCCUCUAGGCUGGGGUGGGGUUGUUGUGGUUUGUUUAUUUUCUAGACACUACUUUCUAUUAAAUUUAUUUCUCAGAGAAAUAAAACUCUAAAAAGGCAGAUUUAGCCCAGUGGGAACUGGUGAGCAACAUGUAAAAUGCCUACACCAUGAUGCUCAGAGAUGUGAAGAACACAUUUCCAGUAUUAAUAGACACAAAAGAGGGGAAAUCUGGGAGGUGAAGCACCCACUUGGGCUUCUUCUGUGAAACCCCUGUUAGAAAAAGCUGCUGUACAGUCUACUUUUCGUGAGAUGCUGUGACCCUGAGUAGGAUAUCUGCUGGGGAUGAGUUGCACCUCUUUGUGCUUACUUUGUUUAUAGCUUUUAAUGCUACAAGCUAGGAGUUUCUCCCAAAGAUCUAUUUUAAUGUGUGCUUCAGAUAUGGGAGAGAAAUCAAGUCACUUCUGUGCUGCCUUUGUCCUUCAGAAAGACAUGGACAUGGUUCCAUAAGUGGUUCCUGCUGUGGCUGCAGCAUCCCUGGCAGAAGCAGCUCCUUCCCCAUAAACCCUCAGAGGGAUGAGAGUCUUCCCUUCCUUGGGACAUGAGCAGGGGCUGCUGAGAGUUGUUCCCAGGUGUAUCCCCCAGAUUUACAGCAUGCCCUGAGCAUCUUGUUCCUCUCCUCAUGUCCAGGAGCUUUGUGGCUGGGUGGCUUUUCUCAACUGGAACUACUGUAACCCUCUUUGGUGGUAGGAUGCAGUACCUAAGCAAUGGGGACAUUCUUCUUGUCUCCUUGAGUUGCCUUAUUUUAUAAACUAUGUAUUUAAGAAAAAAAAAAGCAAAUGUGUAUUUUUAAAGGUUUCAAAACAAAAGAAGUGCUGAAUUUUAGCACUGAUUUUUGGGAGCUGGGAACAAAGCUGCUUGUGGUCACAGGGCAUGCUCUGGUCUGCCACGGGUGAAGGGCAGAAAUGCUGUCACUCCCUUUGAUUUAUUAGAGCAGCCUGGGCAAGUUUGUGGCUUUGAAAUGUGGCUGGGUUUAUUUUUGCUUGGAGAGUGGCCCUGUGGCAAGAGAAGGGAGAUCUGACUGGCUUUUGGAGGGAUGCAUGGGCUCCCUGAGCCAAACUUCAGCACAUCCUUGGGAAUCUUUUCUCCCUGCUGAGCCACCUGCAUCACGAUGCUGUCAGAGGAGCUGCUGAUGUUUGCUCUCGUUGUUGGAGGCACUUUUUCCAUGGUGUUCUCCUGAGAGCAGAGCCAGAAGCCAUCAGGCAUCUUCUGGGUGAGCUCUCUGCCCAUGUGCUGCCUGCACUGGUGAAAGCCAUGAUGCAGCAGGAGCAUCUCACUCUGGAUGGGAAUUUCCCAGGUGGGGACAGAGGGACAAUUACAUUUCACUGCUUGUCCCUGGGGGCCUUUCCAUUCCCCCCAUCAGAACUCCUGGUCUGAGCAUGCUAAAGCAGACUCAAAUCUUCCACCCUGCAAUGAAAAUCCUAUUUAAGAAAGAUUUUAGGUUUUCCCAUGACCCUCAGACAAAGGUCUGGGCUGUUUUUAAACACACAGCUAGAAAUAGCCCAAGUGUGUGUGCUCUUUGCUUUCUAAUAGCCUUGGGACAGGAGGGCAGGAGGUGAUGGGAGGGGUUUUCAGGCUGUCAAAGAAGCCUGGCCACAGUGGGUGGCUCUGUUGGAGCUGAGUGCCCAGCAGAAGGGGGCUGCUCCCUGCUUUCCAUUGCCUACCUCUUGUACUUUCAUCCUUCCCUAUGGAGAAGCUUGCCCCAUGCAAUGCCCAGCAGCAGGACAGGGCCUGCAGAUGGCUUUGCCCCAAGAUAACUACCCAAGAGCUUAUUCUAAAGGCUUUGAGCCCUAUGGUGUGUAUAGAAGUCCCUUGAUGGUGCAUGCAUCAAGCCUGGGGAUAGAUUUUCCUUCAAGAGUUGUCAUAGGGUGCAUUUUGCAGAGACCAAACACCAGCAGGGAUGAGGUCCUGGAGACUUGUUGUCCCUGGCCUGUCCUCCCUGCUGUUCUCUCCUUUUUACUGUGAAUCUCAAUCCUUUUCUAAAGCCACAGCAAUUUUGUACCGACCCAAGAUACUGUGUGCUGGGAGGAGGGGCUCCCUGCUAUUGGGGCACCCCUGGCACAUCAGGCUGAAUUUUCUUCCUGGAGUUCUUUCCCAGUGACUCGCUGCAGCUGUG
This is a messenger RNA of Indicator indicator, 3230 nucleotides long. It is a transcript of the gene AK4, whose product is annotated as adenylate kinase 4. The transcript has 5 exons. Gene Ontology annotation, cellular component: cytoplasm; mitochondrion. Gene Ontology annotation, molecular function: AMP kinase activity; ATP binding; nucleoside diphosphate kinase activity. Gene Ontology annotation, biological process: nucleobase-containing compound metabolic process. NCBI's taxonomy places the organism in Eukaryota, Metazoa, Chordata, Aves, Piciformes, Indicatoridae. The coding region runs from base 21 to 692 and encodes 223 amino acids. The record is from RefSeq and is a predicted model, not a curated record.